AUGACUCCAGGAGCUCGUCUCUUCCACCCCAGAAUCACCGCAUUCUAUCUCCUCCUCUUCGACGACCUCGACGACCUCAUUAUGAACUAUACCAACAACAACGGCACUUUCAUCCCCAAUGUUACUACUGUUGGGUUUCAUUGGAUCGGUCAGCGCUACUAUGGUACCUUCCUGCAUGUGCGUGAGACAACUGGCGGCCCUCGUCUCGUCGUCAGGUUCGUCGACCGCACCACAUUUGCCGUAGACGACGGCGUUGGCGUGCCGGUCACCGGUCUGCCCUUUGAGCCUUGGAACUUGGAGGUGGACUCCACGGACAACUUGAUCGUUGAGUACUACAUAGUUUUGCCUUCGACCACGACUCACCUACAACACGUAUCGACUUACACAGCAUUGGGGUGGGGUAUUGAAAAUCUACCUGCCAGGCAGACCUUAGUCUUCCUCGUCUCAACAAGUCUGCUGUUAAGCACCCUUGUCCUUCAAAAGUUUGGCAACAUGUGCUGGGGUUCGCAGUGUAUUUGUCAACGGAAAAGUCUUCCCAAGGACUUGUGGUCCUGGAGACGUCCCGGUGAUUAUAACGCCUACAGGCUCAUUUGGGAUACCUUUAUUCCUCUGCUUGAACAGAAAGGCCUUCGUCUCUGGAAUGCCUGUUCGGGGUGUCAGUAUCAAGGUAAAAUAUUGCCUUGCGCUGACAACUACGUAUUUCUGGGCCCAAACUCUGUUAGCAACUAUAGCAUGUCCCGGAUGCGGCAGUACAUCUCGAACAACGGCUUGUCGCAUGCUGCUCGAAGUGCCGAUCGAAGGGACUUCAUUCUUCGCAUUGUCACAGCCGGUGAUCAAGGCCAAGAUCAUCUCGACAUCAUGAGGCGUCUCAGUCUUUCCCCUGAUAUUCUUCGAGGGAACAAUCAUAUCCUACCUAUGGUGAAGGAGAUUGUUUUCGCCGAUAUUGUGAUCGGUGUAUUCCCUCGAGUCAUGUUCAGCCUGCAGGAGGCCAUCGAUCCGUGUUACAUGAACUCCGUGGAAGAUGUUCUUUACAUGAUACUUCAAGCUUUGGAGGGUAUCAAAUAUAUUCAUGAAAAUCUAAUCGCCCACCGCGAUCUCUUUCUCACCAACUUCAUGGUCGAAUGGAUGCCGGAAUCCAUCAACGAACGUGGUGGGAUGACUCGUCCCCGCGUCUAUGUUAUCGACUUCGAAACAGCAGUCGCAUUUUCUGAAGACCUUCCGGAAUCUCAACGCGUGCUCUCAGAGGUCCCAUUCCCAGUACCUGAGUAUAGUCGACAGCGAGCACCCGAGUGGCGGGAGGGGAAGCCUUACUGCCCGUUCCGUAUGGACAUUUGGCAGUUUGGCUCCAAUCUCCGCGAUGACUACCCAACAGGGAUCCCAGAGGUUGAUCAUUUGUGGGCCGACCUCGCAGCUGAUGAACCCGAUCAUCGGCCGACUGCUGGGGAGGCGAUGUUGAGACUCGAUACACUGCUGCGGGAGACUCCUCCCUCCAAGUUUCAUGAGAGUGAAAUGAACGCCACAUCUGGGGGUAGUUUGGAGGUCCUGAGCACGCUGUUCUUUCACAGGAAGGAGCGUGAUUAUCAUGGAAAACCUUUGCCAGUGGCUUUCCUACAUGUCACGCUGAUACCUGUAGACACCCUGCUAGCGAAACGUAUGUAG
Molecule: messenger RNA, 1659 nt
Organism: Cyclocybe aegerita
Lineage: Eukaryota; Fungi; Basidiomycota; Agaricomycetes; Agaricales; Hemipholiotaceae
Source: the annotation of a GenBank genome assembly